AUGUCUGCCCCUCACAACGACAACGACGAGAUCGACGACUCGCCCGAGCUCCUCGACGCUGAGGAUGCGCUCGAGGAGGUCGAGGAUGCCGAGGGAGACAUUGCGAUGGACUCGGACGACGAAGGCGAUGAGAUGGAGAUCGUGCUCCAGAACGACAGCAUAGCAUACUUUGAUCUGCACAAGGACUCGGUCUUCGCCAUCGCGCAACACCCGACACAGCCCUCCCUCAUCGCGACCGGUGGCUCGGAAGGCGACACUGAAGACGCCCCAGGCAAGGGAUACGUCUUCGAUACGAGCGCUAUCUCCGGCAGGCCAGUGCUUCCCCCCAGCUACCAGGCAGACCCGAACGCCCCCCAACCCCAGAGCACAGAACUGACGCCGCUCUUCGCCAUCGAGGGCCACACGGACUCCAUCAAUGCGCUCGCCUUUACGCUGCCCCGCGGCCAAUACCUGACGUCGGCUGGCAUGGACGGACGCCUCAGGGCGUACCAACUCACCUUUGACGGGCGGAACAAGCCCACCUUCACCUUUGUGGCCGAGGCCCAGGAGGUUCCCGAGAUCAACUGGCUGGCACCCUGCCCGUCGCCCCAAUACCCCAACACCAUUGCGCUUGGUGCUUCUGACGGCUCAGUCUGGGUGUACACCAUCGAUGCGUCCGACUCGGGCAACCCGCUGCAGAUUGUGCAGAGUUACUUUAUGCACACUGCUUCCUGCACGGCUGGCGCCUGGUCCCCCGAUGGCUACUUCUUGGCAACGGUGUCUGAAGAUAGCUCGCUACACGUUUGGGAUGUCUGGGGCGAGGCAGCGGCAAAGAGUUUGACGAACGACAACGGGCAGACCGUCGUUUCUCUGACCGGCGAGGAUCAGCGUUUCGAGGUCGAGGGCGGUCUCUACUCUGUCGCAAUCGACCCAAGGUCCUCCUUCGUUGCCGUAGGAGGCGCUGGAGGUGCUGUCAAGAUCAUCAGCUUGCCGCGCAUCGCGAGUGAGGCUUCAUCGCAGGCCAAGCCGCAAUCCAGCAAGCAGAACAAGGCCAAGGCGAAGGGCGGCGAAGCUUCGGGCAGCCAGGGCGGCACCAUCUUGGCAAGUCUGCACACGAUGGGUGACGGAGUCGAGAGCUUAGCCUUCUCGCCUACUCAGACUCUACUGGCCGCUGGUAGCGUGGACGGCAGCAUCGCCAUCUACGACACUGCCCGACGAUUUGCGGUGCGACGACACAUCAAGGAGGCCCACGAGGAGUUUAGCGUCGUCAAGGUCGAAUUCCUACGGGGUUCGGGCGACGGCUGGGUGCUGACCAGCUGCGGUAUGGACGGUGUAGUCCGCAGAUGGGACGUUAGAGGUGCAACGGCCAGUUCGAACGUCAGUGCAACAAGUGCCUCGGGUCUGGUGAACCAGUGGAGAGGACACAGAGGAGACGGCGAGGGUGGUGGUGUACUUGGCUUCGUGCAAGGGGGUUCGGGGGAGAGGAUAGUGACAGCAGGCGACGACUCUGUUGUCUUGGUGUUCGAGGCAUGA
This is a messenger RNA of Neoarthrinium moseri, 1512 nucleotides long. RefSeq lists its product as uncharacterized. Gene Ontology annotation, molecular function: protein binding. The coding region runs from base 1 to 1512 and encodes 503 amino acids. The transcript has a single exon. The record is from RefSeq and is a predicted model, not a curated record. NCBI's taxonomy places the organism in Eukaryota, Fungi, Ascomycota, Sordariomycetes, Amphisphaeriales, Apiosporaceae.